GAGGUAUGCACAGCACAGUAUCAUCAUUCUACUCGCUUUUGUCAAAGUAACAAGUGCUAAAUUUACGAAACUCGGUUUCUUUCCUUUCUCAACAUGUCGAAUAUUAAAUUGAAAUCAUCAGACGGUGAAAUUAUCGAUGCAGAUAUUGAGGUGGCCAAGUCUUCUGCAAUCAUAAAAAGUAUGUUGGACGUUUGUGGCGACGAAGAUAGUGAAACCGUUAUACCAUUACCAAAUGUAAGCUCAAACAUUAUACGCCUGGUUUUGGAAUGGGUCGCACAUCACCGAGACGAACCAAUUCAAAUUACUGAAAGUGGAGAUAAAGAAAAGCCGAUUCCAGAAUGGGAUGCUAAUUUUCUCAAAAUUGAUCAAGAUCAAUUGUUUGAAUUAAUUAUGGCUGCUAAUUUCUUGCAAAUCAAAGAACUGUUGUAUGUCUCCAGCAAAACGGUUGCAAAUAUGAUGAAAGGCAAAUCACCCGAAGAAAUUAGGCUAAUUUUUGGUAUCGAAAGCGAGUUGAGCCCGGAAGAAGAAAAGAAGGUCCAGCAAGAGAACGAAUGGUGCAAGGAAAAUUGAAGAAAUAUCUUGAAACCGAUUUUUAUACCAGCGAACAACACCGAACAGUUUUUAAAAACAUUUUUGAUUUAAAGUAAUCAACCAGUUAACUCAUUUCUCAUUAAACACCUAAUAACUUUGCGAGUGCGUCACUUUUUAUUAUAUCAAUAUUGCUUCUAUCAUUCAGAUG
Molecule: messenger RNA, 739 nt
Organism: Contarinia nasturtii (swede midge)
Lineage: Eukaryota; Metazoa; Arthropoda; Insecta; Diptera; Cecidomyiidae
Product: S-phase kinase-associated protein 1-like
Exons: 3
Coding region: 94-570 (158 amino acids)
Biological process (GO): SCF-dependent proteasomal ubiquitin-dependent protein catabolic process
Cellular component (GO): cytoplasm; nucleus
Molecular function (GO): cullin family protein binding
Source: RefSeq, a predicted model, not a curated record